UGCAGCCUGAGAGGCAAUCGAUUCGAAAGAGAACUGGUUUAGUCUUCAUUAUGUCUUUACAAAUCAUAUUAAUAGCUUUGACAUGUGCAGCAAUGAUUGUGUUGAGUGAGGAGUAUUCAGUCACUAAGUCACCAGAGCUUACAAGCAAGAUAGAAGGACGAGAACAGGAAUUUAUUAAAGAUGGCAAUCCUUGUUACAAAGAAUAUCUGAACUAUUGUCUUAAUGGUCAAUGUUUGUUUCAUGCUGAUCUCACCACUCCUCUCUGCAGAUGUGACUCCAGUUUUACAGGAGAAAGGUGUGAACACAUGACUUUACCAGCGUACUCACAUGAUGAAGAAGCUGUAUAUAUUGCGAUUGGAAUAGGUGUUGGGUUGCUGAUAAGUGGAGCGAUUUUCUUUAUAUGGUAUUACUGGAAGAAAAGGUGCAAAAAACCAGUGUAUGAAACCUGUGAGAAAACAGAUGCAAUAUAAAUAUAGGACUUAUUUAUUGUUUCCUGCAAAAACCCAGCAAGAACAAUAGUUAGAAGAUUAUUGGUCAUGGCAUGGUUUUCUUGAUGGUGCCAAAAUAAUGGGACAUUCUACAGAUUUUGUUGUUGUUCUUUUCAUAUAUUGAUAUUCUGGACAGUGCUUCAAUGCUGCUGAACAAAAUGCAUUUACUGCAUACAUUUGGCACGGACUCCAGACAGCAGCAUUUCAGGUCCACAUUAACCUUUUUUUAUAUAUAUAUAUAAAAAAGAAUAAGCUAGGGGCAGUCUGUAUUAUGACCGGUGACUUUUCAUUUUCCUUUAUGUUAACUGUACACUGUGAAAGUAAAGAAUUUUCAGAAUCCUGUGAUGGGAAUGAAGCCUGAAGAUAUCAUCCUUCCUUUUGGCAUAUACACUGAAUGUUUAGAUUUGGAAAGCUUUCUUGACAUAAUAACUACUACACUGAUUUAACUGUGUCAUAAAACACUGUUAGAUGUACACUAACACUAACUAACACUAAACAUUCAGACAUGAUUUAGAUGUUAUAUAGGUUUUGUGGGGUGACAAUCUCCCCGAACUGCCUGCCUUCUGCCUGCUAUAAUGAGAAAAUGGCAGCGCCAAUGCACUCGCGUCGCUUCGAUUUCCGAAGUCGCCCGAAGUUGCCUCACAAGGAAAUCGAAGUGCCGCGAGUGCAUAAGCCCGUGUUCUCCUUCAAGUAUACUUGAAAUAUAUCUAAAUCUAAUUAUUUAUAUUUUUUUUCUCUGGGGUGUAUAUGUUUUUUGCUGCUCAUGUAAUUGUGCUCACUUGAUAAUAAAAGCCUGUGAAGCUUUA
Messenger RNA from Xenopus laevis (African clawed frog), 1294 nucleotides. RefSeq names its product epithelial mitogen L homeolog (gene epgn.L). Gene Ontology annotation, cellular component: membrane. The record is from RefSeq and is marked provisional. Gene Ontology annotation, biological process: positive regulation of cell population proliferation; epidermal growth factor receptor signaling pathway; positive regulation of mitotic nuclear division. NCBI's taxonomy places the organism in Eukaryota, Metazoa, Chordata, Amphibia, Anura, Pipidae. Gene Ontology annotation, molecular function: epidermal growth factor receptor binding; growth factor activity.